AUGGAAUACAUCCUGCUUUACGAGGCCGACGUCACCGCCGAGCUUCUGGACUGGCUGCAGAGUCCGAAGGAUGCCACUACCCCCAUGGAGUGGCCUACUGUCCGGCGGAAAAGCAUCCCAUUCAAGCCGUAUGAUACAUUCGCUGGUCGAUUGGUGGCUGAGCUCGUGGCCCCCGAUCCUGUGAGUGGUGGGUGUCAUUGA
Molecule: messenger RNA, 201 nt
Organism: Penicillium lagena
Lineage: Eukaryota; Fungi; Ascomycota; Eurotiomycetes; Eurotiales; Aspergillaceae
Exons: 1
Coding region: 1-201 (66 amino acids)
Source: RefSeq, a predicted model, not a curated record